AUGAUUAUUUUGAUCACUGAUGCCUUAGCCAGCCUUCUUUGGCUCCUCUUGGCCAUUUUGACCGUCUGGGUCCUUCUACUUCUUCACCGUGUCGCGGAUUUCUACGAUCCAACUCAUCUCCGCUCCCUUGUCCCACUUGACGAUUUGCCCCCGAACCUCCCUCCCGCUCAAUACGCGAAAUUCCUUGCCACUUUGCGCGCUGACCAAAAGAGGCUCAAUAUUCAGCAGCGCCGAAGUCAACGUCAGAUUUACGUGGAACCCUGGAAGCCAUUCCAGCCAUUUGAAGACUUCUUUUUCUCCUUUUGUACAUGGGUUCUGACCGGGGCGGUAUGGCUACUGAAAACGACACUGCGCGCCGCUUGGCCAGUUUCCCCGUGGUUAUUCCCAACAGUCAUAUUCGUGGUUGAAGUUUUUCUCUUUAUCACUGUCGUGCUCUUGGUUACGCUAUUCAUUUUGGGGACUGCGGCAGUGACUAUGGUGAGGGAGCGGCAGAAGCAGCAGCGUAUUCGAAGACAUCUGGUCGUUGAGAUCCCGCCGCUACCGCGUUCCAGAGAUGGUCAUGUCAUAACUACUCCGUCCAGUGAAGGAAGUCUAAAGCCACGGCAUCGAGAUCGCAAGCGAUAUCGAGUAUCGUCGUGGUGA
Penicillium verhagenii is the source of this 642-nucleotide messenger RNA. RefSeq lists its product as uncharacterized. NCBI's taxonomy places the organism in Eukaryota, Fungi, Ascomycota, Eurotiomycetes, Eurotiales, Aspergillaceae. Bases 1 to 642 code for a protein of 213 amino acids. The transcript is spliced from 2 exons. The record is from RefSeq and is a predicted model, not a curated record.